AUGGAGUGUCCCCAGUGGUCAGUUGAAACCUGCAAUAGCAAAACAACUACUACAUCUUCAGGUUUUGGGCGUGCGACCCCUGACAUUAGAGUGUAUCGAGGUCUCGAAGGACAUGGACACCUACGCUUGUCACUGGACAAAUUCGGCCAAAGGAACGACCUCAACAGCAGCAACUUCGAGCUUGGUCGCGCCCAGGUGUACUACACCUCAAGUUUGUUUGAAGUGCGACUCAACGGCACUCAGCCUGCUCAAGUUACAGCCAACACCAACACAGGCCCGACAAGUGCUACCCUCUUGAGUGCCACUCGCCGCCUUGGCAGCAACGAUACGAUGGAAGAAGAAUGUCACAUCGCAACCAUGGAUAUGACUGCAGUAGUGUCGCCACCAGAGCUGCGCAGGACGAUCCUAUGGGUCCUCACCACCAAGCACUCGCCACAGCUUCACUCGUCCGCUAUCAGUUUCAUCACUUCGACACUUGCACAAAACGGCCUUCUAGAUCAGCCACUUGAAUGGGAGGAAGCCAUUGAUGCUCUCUCGCAGGGCAUAGUUGAUGGACAGUCGGACGUAGACCCGCACUUUUCUCGAGGAGCAACUCGUGGCGGCAAUCAGAAUGUAGACAUGGGACCAUCAGAUGUAGUUAUGGCAGCAGCGCUCGAGCAGGUCUAUUCCAGACUAGUCGUAGCAGACUCAGCAGCACAUACAACUCAAGGCGCUCUCGCAUCGACUUUUUUAGCUAAUGAUGCACCCGCACCAAGUCGAGCUGGCACAUCCGCGCCGUGGCGAGGAGCUAUCCCUGUCAGAGAAGAAGCUGCUUUCCAAGUCCACGAAGCCAACCACUCCGACCUCUGCAUUGUCAUCUUCUCCGAUCUCUCGACCAUCGUCACCUCGACAGAAGCCGCCUUCUACACUGACGUCUGGAAGGAUGCCUUGGAUGAUAUCGGCUACGGCUCGGAAGGUAGCCUGCGACCAAAUGACCAUCAGACCCACGUGGUCAAGAUGCACAAUCAACCCCUGCUCCUCCGCCAAGGCUGCACACAUCUUCAAGUCGCUCCCCAAUUCCGUGGUGGUGUCGUGGAGUCAAGAAAUCUGUGA
Molecule: messenger RNA, 1092 nt
Organism: Ustilago hordei
Lineage: Eukaryota; Fungi; Basidiomycota; Ustilaginomycetes; Ustilaginales; Ustilaginaceae
Exons: 4
Coding region: 1-1092 (363 amino acids)
Source: RefSeq, a predicted model, not a curated record